Messenger RNA from Magnolia sinica, 2334 nucleotides. Its product is annotated as dynamin-related protein 5A. Gene Ontology annotation, cellular component: microtubule; membrane; cytoplasm. The transcript is spliced from 16 exons. The coding region runs from base 220 to 2049 and encodes 609 amino acids. Gene Ontology annotation, molecular function: microtubule binding; GTPase activity; GTP binding. The record is from RefSeq and is a predicted model, not a curated record. Lineage: Eukaryota; Viridiplantae; Streptophyta; Magnoliopsida; Magnoliales; Magnoliaceae.
GUCCACCCAACCUCUCUCUCUCUCUCCCUCUCCGUCUGUCUCUCUUAUAACCCUUCUCGCUUCGUUAGGCCGGCAGCUCCGAUCUCUCCGUCUUCGCCGAUCUCCGGUUCCGCCAGGAUUUCUUCGCCGGAAUCUGACAACAUUCUCCUCCUAUAAAUACCGAAUCUGAUCUCCUAGCUUCUUUGCUUGCUCUCCUUUCCUCCGUUCUAGAGAGAGAUAAUGGAGAAUCUGAUCACUUUGGUGAACAAAUUGCAGAGGGCUUGCACUGCCCUAGGCGACCACGGCGAGGAGAGCGCGUUGCCGACCCUAUGGGAUUCGCUGCCGGCGAUCGCCGUUGUCGGAGGACAGAGCUCAGGGAAGUCCUCUGUGUUGGAAAGCAUUGUAGGGAAGGACUUCUUACCACGUGGUUCUGGGAUUGUUACUAGGCGUCCACUAGUCUUACAACUUCAUAAAAUUGAUGAAGGAAGAGAAUAUGCAGAGUUUCUUCACCUCCCAAGGAAGAGAUUUACUGACUUCGCUCUUGUGAGGAAGGAAAUUUCUGAUGAGACCGAUCGAGAGACGGGCCGCAGCAAGCAAAUCUCAUCCGUCCCAAUUCAUCUUAGUAUUUAUUCUCCUAAUGUUGUAAACUUGACACUGAUUGAUCUUCCUGGACUUACAAAGGUAGCUGUUGAGGGUCAACCUGACAGCAUCGUGGCAGACAUUGAGAACAUGGUUCGCUCUUAUAUUGAAAAGCCCAAUAGUAUAAUUCUUGCAAUUUCACCUGCCAAUCAAGAUCUUGCCACCUCUGAUGCAAUUAAGAUCUCUCGAGAAGUAGACCCUAAAGGAGAGAGGACGUUUGGAGUAUUAACGAAGAUUGAUCUAAUGGACAAGGGUACUGACGCUGUUGAUAUAUUGGAAGGAAAAGCAUAUCGGCUACAAUUUCCAUGGAUCGGUGUUGUUAAUCGCUCUCAAGCUGACAUCAACAAGAGCGUUGACAUGAUCGCUGCUCGGCGUAGGGAGCGGGAGUAUUUUGCAAAUACCCCAGAGUACAGGCAUCUUGCUCAUAGGAUGGGUUCUGAAUAUUUGGGGAAGAUUCUUUCAAAGCAUCUGGAAUCUGUGAUCAAGUCCCGCAUCCCAGGCAUCCAGUCUCUUAUCAAUAAAAGUAUUGCUGAACUUGAAGCAGAAUUAAGCCGUCUUGGAAAGCCUGUUGCCACAGAUGCUGGAGGAAAAUUAUACAUGAUCAUGGAGAUUUGUCGUGUUUUUGAUCAAAUUUACAAAGAACAUCUUGAUGGCGUACGCCCUGGUGGUGAUAAGAUCUACAAUGUCUUUGAUAACCAACUUCCUGCCGCUCUAAAAAGGCUGCAAUUUGACAAACAUCUAUCCAUGGAGAAUGUAAGAAAGCUAAUCACCGAGGCUGAUGGUUACCAGCCUCAUCUGAUAGCGCCUGAACAAGGAUACCGCCGUCUCAUUGAAUGUUCUCUAGUUACGAUUAGAGGUCCUGCUGAGGCAGCUGUUGAUGCGGUUCAUUCUAUUCUCAAGGAGCUGGUUCACAAGGCUAUUAGUGAGACUGCUGAGCUGAAGCAAUAUCCCUCUCUCAGAGUGGAGGUCGGAAAUGCAGCUUUUGAAUCAUUGGAGAGGAUGCGCGAAGAGAGCAAGAAAGCAACUCUAAAGCUAGUCGAUAUGGAGUCCAGUUAUCUGACUGUUGAUUUCUUCAGGAAGCUUCCACAAGAUAUUGAGAAGGGCGGAAAUCCAACACAUUCAAUUUUUGAUAGAUACAAUGAUUCAUAUCUGAGGAGAAUAGGGUCAACCGUUUUGCAAUAUGUCAAUAUGGUUUGUGCAACCUUGCGGAACUCAAUUCCAAAGUCAGUUGUUUAUUGUCAAGUGCGCGAGGCCAAGCGCACCCUACUUGACCAUUUCUUCACUGAUUUGGGUAAAAAGGAUCCUAAGCAGUUGGGAAAGCUGUUGGACGAGGAUCCGGCGGUCAUGGAGCGUAGGGUUGCCCUUUCCAAGAGGCUAGAUCUGUAUAGAAAUGCCCAGUCAGAGAUCGACACUGUCGCAUGGGCUAAGUAGAGAUACAUAUUAUAUACAUGGACAGAGAGAGAAGGGGAGAACUUGGAACUUGAAGAGAGAGAGAGAGAGAGAGAGAGAGAGAGAGAGAGAGAGAGAGAGAGAGAGAGCUUUUGAGUUUGAGAUAUGUGGGAUUGUGAUUCUUUCAUUCAUGUCUAGACAUUUAAGAGGGGUAGUAGCAACGAGGCUGAAUUUGCUGCCAUUUAGUCAUCUUCCUCGUUGACAGAACCAAUAUAGGAUUGUAUUUUUAUUCAAUUUCUCAUUUCACCACCAGACUGCUUAGGCUUA